Messenger RNA from Planococcus citri (citrus mealybug), 3599 nucleotides. RefSeq lists its product as uncharacterized. The record is from RefSeq and is a predicted model, not a curated record. NCBI's taxonomy places the organism in Eukaryota, Metazoa, Arthropoda, Insecta, Hemiptera, Pseudococcidae. The coding region runs from base 2065 to 3501 and encodes 478 amino acids. The transcript has 7 exons.
GAACACCCCACCCCUUUUUGGGGGGCAAAUUUUCAAAAAAGUUGGGAUAAAAAAAUUGGACCCAUGCUCCAUUUUUGGAUAAACAUAUUGAUGGUACACCCUUCACAAAAUGAAAUCAUGAAAGGUGUGAAAAUGGUGGACCAGAGCGAUUUUUUGAAAAUUUGAUUCGCUUGUCUCGAUAAAAACCCGAAAAAACAGAGCAUGAAUACGCAAAGUACAUAAUAUGGGAAAUAUUAUCAAGUAGGCUUGAAAUGACAGAAACAAGAAUUGAAAGGAACACAGAUGCUUUUAACAGCACAUAAGUUCAGAUAAUCUACAAUCCACCCAUCAAAUCUGUUUAUCACUCCGUGGAUAUUCUUUCUCGAUAUUUGUCACCAAAUAGUUACAUCCUACAAAGGUUAGCAGUACAAUUGUUUUUCUGCAGAAAUAUCGAAAUAGGUUUAUCAACCACUUUGAAAAGCUUUACACAGUCAAAUUGCAGCACUCCUUGGCAUUUCAUAAUGUUCAAGCAUUCAUGAAGAAGUCACUAUCCCUUCUCGAUCAUAGAUAAUGUAGUUCUACAUCAUGAAAAUUGCACGAGCAGAAGUCGUCGUUUACAAUCAUGAGAUUGUGUCUAGCUUAUGACUACAGGAUUCAGGGGAUUUGAGAUUCAGUAAAAAGCUUUCAACUGUUGUUCAACCACAACUCUGAACUUUUGAAUGUUUUGAGAAAUUCCUGCUGAAGUUUAUAUUCUUUCUCGAUAUUUGUCAACAAAUAGUUACAUCCCGCAAAAGGUUAGGUGGUAGGAUUGUUUUUCUGCAGAAGUAUCGAAAUAGGCUUAUCUACCACUUUGAAAAGCUUUACACUGUCAAAUUGCAGCUGUCUCUGGCAUUUCAUAAUGUUGAAGCAUUCAUGAAGAAGUCACUAUCCCUCCUCGAUCAUUGAUAGUGUAGUUCAACAUCAUGAAAUAUUAUGAUUGGAAACAACGAAUUCUGCUCAAGCAAUUUUCAAGAUGUACAACUUCACUAUCAAUGAUCAAGGAGGGAUAGUGACUUCUUAAACGUUAAUUUUUUUUCAAAUUUUCGCACAGAGCGAAUUUUGUAUAUUUUGAAGAAUUGUGAAAAUUUUCACAUCUAUACGAGUACUUUUCAAGAUUGCAGCGACCCUAUCACUCUUUUCAAUUAAAAAAACGCUUUAAUUUUCCAAAAAGAACAUGUGAAAACCUAUAAGUAUUUGAGAUGAUGCAUUUUGAAAUCUUGAAUGUCACUUCUGAUUUCCAGUCUUAAUAUUGUAACAUCAUUCGCUGAUCUUUGUUCGGUUGAGCUAAAAUUCUCAAGAAACUUUCAAGCUUAUAAAUUGAGCGCUGAUCAUUAUCAGGCCAUUACACCAAUAUUUUGAUUCAUAUUAAGCGAGUGGUUCUCAAUAUUGACAUUUCGUAAUACUUUCUGAAGAUACCUACUUGUCUUGAAUUGAAAAAACUUAAGACGGAAGUAAAAUAAAAACUAGAUUUAGCAACCAAAAUGAUUAAAUGUAAGAAGUUUAUACCUAUGUGUUUUUGAGUGGUUUGCCAACCUUAAAUACAAUGUCUACCUACUGCAAUAAAUCUAGUUUCUCCUUUGAAGAGAAAUUCCAGUGUCACUCAUUUUUACCAACUUCGGUUUUCAUUUCGUUUUUUUUUUGGGGUCACUUGCUUCAAAUCAAUCGAAUUACCUAUUCUGCAUAUUCACGUAUCAUGACCCACUGAAGAUAGCUUUUAAAUUAAAAAAGGAAGGAAAAUAAAAACUAAAUUUCGCAAUUACCUUGAAAUGUAAGCAAUCUGAUUGGCUUGGAGUUUAUUGAAUUUCUCAGAUCACAUGUUGAUCACAUGUUGCAGAUUAAGCGAACCUUUUUAGUUAAGUAGGUACCUACAAAUAUUUGAUAAUUUUCUCUCACUCCCUCCAAAUCAAAAGGAUCCGAAAAGGAAGUGAAAUAGAAACUACAUUCAGAAGUAAUAUAGAACAUGUAGCCAAUUUGUGGAAAUUUAUACGGUAUUUGUGUACCGUUUGAAUUUUUACUAGAUAGGUAAAUUAUCCAUCAUUCGACAAGAUGAAUCCACUGAUUUUUUCAAUUGUGUGUUUUUUUGUAACCGAAGUGCGAUCAAAAAAAGCAUUACUUUUUAGUUUAGCCAUUGAUGACUAUCAGGCGGGCAUUGAAGACGUUUGGCACAAUAAUACCGCCAGCCAAUAUAGUCGUAAAUACAAAUAUAUUGCCGCAUGCCCUGCUUCCAGCCCUCUAGAGCAGCAAUUCAACAAAGAUGUCUCGUUGACAAAACAAAGCGUAUUCUCGCGGUUAAUUUUGUGGAGAAAUCAAUCGCUGACAGAUAGUGAUCUUGAUUUUUGUGAGAAGUCCCACGAACCUGCGAUGAUUUAUAAUUCACUUACAGGAGAGUAUAAAAUCGGAUAUGAGCUGUAUGUUUUCACAAACGAGACCAUAUAUCAGUACAGCAGCACAAAAAAUGAUUAUUAUUAUUAUAGAACGGUAAAUACAAAAAAGCUCCCGUAUGAAAUUGAGCAUCAAACAAUAUUCAAUGGUACCUCUGAAUUUGUAAUUAGGUACGAAGAUGACUACGACAUUAUGUUUAAUUUCACCAAUGGAUAUCCGACUCUGAGUUUUUAUUGGAUAAAUAUACUGUCUAUAAAAUGCUCAAAACACAACAAGCAUGCAAAAUUUGACGAUCUCUACCACCUUUACAAUUUGAACGAUGAAUGCAAAAAUUACCGACCUGGUGAUGAAUUAUACUCAAGGAAAAAUCAGAAAAAGUGUUUGAAAGACAUUUUAGUACCGUCGUCCUCGCUUAAAGGAAACCCUGAUUUGUCAUGCGGGCAGCCUUACGGAUGUUUAACACAAUCGCAGAUAAUUCCACUGUGGUAUUUUGCCUCAAGCUCAGCCAAGCUUGCCAGUUGUUCGUAUUCAAACGUGAUACCAAUUUGGAAAAGCAUCGCAGCUGGAAAUUUGAGGAGAGUUGAUUUUUUCGUGGCAGCAAUUGUUAAGGAAAUAGUUGACGAAGUCACUUUCGGUGUACAUGGAGUAUUGAAAAUGAUGGUACCGGGCGGCUCGCGAAAAAUGUACUUAUCGGAUAAUAAAGAGGAUCGUGUCGUCGAGAUUCCAAAAAUAAUUUAUCGAAUUAUUAGAUUCGUAGGGUUUCAUACUUGUAGUAAUCAUAUUGCAGUAAUCGUAAUCCAUAAUGAUCCUAGCGGUGUCCGAGAUACUGACAGACUUUGCGACAAAAACGAUACUCUUAUUCACACAUGGGAUAAAAUAAUCAACGAUGAUCCAAAAACUGGAUUAACUUACAUUUGUCCGAUGACCGCAGAUCUUGAAAAAAAAUUAGACGUCAAUUGUUGCGGCAUAGAUAAACUGAAUUUGGCCAAAGUUCCUCACCGGAUGCCGUAUUCUCAGGAGUGGUACUGUUCGGAAUUUGAGGAUCAACGGAAAUCUAUCAAUUAUAACUUUAAAAAAUUUUUAAAAGAGUAUCCCAAGUGAAAUAAAAACUUGAUAAAAAUCUUUGGUCUUAUUUUUAUAUUUACCUAUUCCACUUUUUUUUCAUAGUUAGGUUCAAGAUUUCCACUUUUUUUUUUUUA